AUGGCUUAUCAAAUAGUUCAAGCCGAUUUAUUUAACUCUUUACUAAAAGCCCAAGAUGGUGACUCAAUUCACCUCGCUCACCUAGGCAAAAUAACUAAAUCAGAAAGAAAACAAAAAUGCGUAUUUGAACAAUUUACCGGCCAAAAAGUCCCUCAAAUUGGCGGCACCAUGGCUGAAAUGCAGAUGGCUCUAACUAAUAUCCAAGCCAAUUUACAAGUAAUAGUUAAUAAUCAGCAAGCAUUAAGCCAACGAAUAACUCAGUUGGAAAAUAGUGCGGUGCAACAAUUAUCAUCCCUAACCCAACAAUUUCAUUCUCUAAAAUUAACCCAUACCCGAGAACGCAAAGAAAUUGCCUAUAAUAACCCCCUCCCAGAAAACUAA
Molecule: messenger RNA, 381 nt
Organism: Racocetra persica
Lineage: Eukaryota; Fungi; Glomeromycota; Glomeromycetes; Diversisporales; Gigasporaceae
Source: the annotation of a GenBank genome assembly